Messenger RNA from Trichoplusia ni (cabbage looper), 469 nucleotides. Its product is annotated as U6 snRNA-associated Sm-like protein LSm2. Gene Ontology annotation, cellular component: Lsm1-7-Pat1 complex; precatalytic spliceosome; P-body. Gene Ontology annotation, molecular function: RNA binding. Lineage: Eukaryota; Metazoa; Arthropoda; Insecta; Lepidoptera; Noctuidae. The transcript has a single exon. Gene Ontology annotation, biological process: mRNA splicing, via spliceosome. The record is from RefSeq and is a predicted model, not a curated record. Bases 82 to 369 code for a protein of 95 amino acids.
UUGACAUUGGCUUCAAUAAUUGACGUUUGCAAGCCAAGCUAAGGCGGUUAAUAUUUUUGUUCAUCAAAAUAAACAGCCAAAAUGUUAUUUUAUUCCUUCUUCAAGUCUCUCGUGGGUAAAGAUGUGGUCGUAGAACUGAAAAACGACCUUAGUAUAUGCGGCACUUUGCAUUCUGUCGACCAGUAUUUGAACAUAAAACUUUCUGAAAUAAGCGUGAUUGAUCCGGAGAAGUAUCCUCACAUGUUAUCCGUAAAGAAUUGUUUUAUCCGUGGUUCCGUGGUCCGCUACGUGCAGCUGCCGGCUGAUGAAGUCGACACGCAGUUAUUGCAAGAUGCGGCGAGGAAGGAGGCCACAGUUUCAACAAGAUAAUUAUAACCUCUUUUCGGCUGGUUUUUGUGUUUUUGGACCAUGAAGUGCGUGUAAAUACUAAUUUAAGCAUAAGUUUCGCAUUAAAGUCGUAUUCAGAUGG